AUGUCGAAGACAAAUAUUCGUCGUCCGCAAAAGAAAACGACUUUGAAAAAACGUCAAGACUGGGAUUCAUCGGUCGGUGAUUUAUCUCAACAUCGUCUUAGUGAUGAUGAAGCUUCACGACGAAAACAAGCGUAUCAAUCACGAAAUCUGCAACUAAUUCAAGAAGAAAAACAACGAAAGAUUUUAGCAAAAGCUGUUCAGGAUGCAAAGAAAAAUAACAAUAGUCAAUUGGGUAUUUUACGUGAAAUCUUAUUUAACGAAAGAGAUAUUGAUGAAUUGAUGCAAAAAUCUAAUCAUGUUUUACAAUCAAGUCGAUCGGAAAAAUUCGUUCCGAAAAGUAGUGUUUUGCGUAGUGGAAAGAAUCAUUAUACAAGUUUAACUGAUGGUCGAGCGAGAAAAACAUCAUCAUCGUCAGCAAGACAGUCUUCGAUAAGGAAUUUGAAUUCACCAGGUGGAGCUGAUUGGAAUCAAUCCGAAGAAGAUAACAUUUCAGUCAGUUCAGGAGGAGGUGAAGAGGAGGAUGAACUGGAAAACGAACCAGUACGUUUAAGUCGUUCGAAUAUGAAAUCCAAUUCGAAUCAUCAUCGUGACUCGUCGAAUGAACGUGAUCCAUCACAUUCAAUAACAAAUCGUAAUCUGAAUGUCUAUUCCCAAUCUCGACAGCCAUCAAACGGUGUUCGUUCAACUAAUAAUGUCUCCUUCAUGUCUGAUACAUCGAAACUAGGAAGUAAAACUACUCCCACGACUGAUUUAACUAAUAAUACUACGUCAACACAUCAAUUGAAAAUGCUACUUGAUCGUCUAUCUCAUGAAUUAAACGACCUGGAAUCCAUCACAGGCUUCAAAUCAGAUAAAACAAACUCAUCAUUACAUAACCAAGCAAAUACAUGCAGUACUGCCCUUGUAACUGCUCUGAUUUCUUUGACAGGCCAUGUUAAACAAUGCGCGCUCGCUACAAAAAAUCAACCAAAUCAAGACACAAACAACCUGAAAGAUCAACUUUCAGUUGUCAUCAAAGCUCAAUUAGAUUUUCAACAAAAAGUUGAAAAUCAGAUAUCAAUGUUACAAACAAUGAUGCAAACAGUUUGUCAACUUGUGAAUAAUGAAAUUAUUUCUUCGAAGAAGCCAACAACUGCAAACACAGUUCCUCAACAACCACCCAUGAAUUCUGCUCGAGCACAUCGAGAUCGAGUAGAUUUUCAAACAGCUGAACCAAGACAAAAUUGGCCAACUGCUACUAACAAUACUCAGGUUCAACGAUCAAAAAUGAGUUCUGCCGAUGAAUUACUCAGUUAUACUCAACGUAUGAACACUGCAACCCCAACAGACGUGAAUCAGUAUCGUUAUUCGACAUAUAGUGAAUCGAAUGACACAGCCAAGAGAUUCUCUCGACCUGCAUCAACUAUUUCGAUACAUGAUGGGCAUUCCAAUGAUUGCUCUCGACCGAUUUCUCAACGCCGAACAUUCGAACAAGAAUCACGUUCGUCAAUGAUCAGUCCAAUCGAAAUCCCGUCGUCCUAUGAUAUGUUUGAAUCAGGCCUUCCAAAGAGUAAUUCAACGACCAGUAUGCUACGCAGUGCAACAACUACUACAUCAAAUAAUCUAACAGCAACAGGUUCAAAUAAUGAAACCAUCUUAGAGAAAAUCUUGCAAGAACGUCUUCUUCUUGUUCAACAGAUUGCUGAACUCAAUAAACAACAUGAAACGACUCAAGAAGAAUUAGCCAAUCUCGAAGCAAAUGCUUUACAAAAACGUUCCACAUAA
This is a messenger RNA of Adineta ricciae, 1764 nucleotides long. Lineage: Eukaryota; Metazoa; Rotifera; Eurotatoria; Adinetida; Adinetidae. The record is from the annotation of a GenBank genome assembly.